AUGGCCGUACACAAACGCGAAUCUCGUCUCCGCCGCUGGGCGAGAAAACUUGGCAGUUGUCUACGAAAUCACCAUCCGCACCGCAAGUACAAAUCCGCUAGCUAUGUGGACAUGGGUAAGACAGCAUCAUCACCAGUACGUCGCCCCGAUGUCCGGCACACGCCACGCAAAGGGCUCAUCGAUCGAAGAGAGCAGCCGCCGAAAAAAGGACCCAACGGCGGCACCAAAGUAUGGGAUGGAAAAACUAAAUGGGCGGCACCGUCAGCAGGAAGCCUACGAAAGGCCACACUUCAAGAUUGUCCGCCAGACGAAACUAUUCGGCUAGUAAAUGCGAGUGUAAAUUCACUUGUCGGUGGUCGACUGGGUUCGCAAACACCGAGGUUUGCUGGAAGGGUGUCCAAGCGAGCUCUCGGUGAACCCCGGAAACAACAGGCAGAUUUGCCAGGCCAAUUAGAAGGCCCACGCUCGGUACUCUCAUGGCAGGAGUCAUUUGAGCUGCAGCGAGCACUCAGGAGAGAACUGCCUCCACCUCCCCCCAACAGAUACGACUCCGCUGUUGAUGUGACGAUCCGACCCCUCCACGUCCGCAAGCAUCAAGUUCAGCGGCUGUACUGCCCUUCUGGGCUGGGAAGAUCGACCGCUGUACCCGUUCAACCCAAAUCGACGGCCAACUCCCGAAUUCUCCACGCACCGGCAUUCCAUUCCCAGACCGCCUUGCCUACAGCGGACAAAGAGCCAGUACGAGGCUGGGAACAAGAUUGGGAAAGGCCUCUUCAGCAACGUAUCGGAGACUCGAGAGCGAUCUGGAAGUCAGCAUCCCACCGUCUUCUACUGCGCAACAAAGAUAGCAUACAACAACUAGAUGCCGAGCAAGCAAUAAUGGAGCAGAUGACUGCGAGGAUGGAGUUGGAGAAGAUGCAACAGCCCCAGAUGAGGAGCAUCCAGAGCAUUGAAGAGAUGGCUGAAGAAGAUAGGAGGGCAGAGGAGGAAUGGAGUGGCAUCGCAAAUCAACUCGCUUUUGAUGCACAACUCCCUGGUGUUCAGGAAGUCAAGUUCGUUUCGUUCCGUCACCAGAAACGCCACAUUGCAAAUGCUCGGCGGUAA
This is a messenger RNA of Alternaria rosae, 1104 nucleotides long. RefSeq lists its product as uncharacterized. NCBI's taxonomy places the organism in Eukaryota, Fungi, Ascomycota, Dothideomycetes, Pleosporales, Pleosporaceae. The transcript is spliced from 2 exons. The coding region runs from base 1 to 1104 and encodes 367 amino acids. The record is from RefSeq and is a predicted model, not a curated record.